Molecule: messenger RNA, 1809 nt
Organism: Postia placenta MAD-698-R-SB12
Lineage: Eukaryota; Fungi; Basidiomycota; Agaricomycetes; Polyporales; Adustoporiaceae
Exons: 10
Coding region: 1-1809 (602 amino acids)
Molecular function (GO): zinc ion binding
Source: RefSeq, a predicted model, not a curated record
AUGAAAGCGGCUGUGGCACCACCUCUGCCUGCGUUAGAACUUGAGGCCGCCGCAUCGCUUCCCCCUUCCAGGCCUGGUGCACUGCUCGAGAAUGUGGCCGUUGAGGCCGAUGAUUUUGAUGGAUUCGUAGCGCAAGUGCUAGAAAUCAUUCCUAAUGUGCUUCCUGAGCACGCUCGCAAGCUGAUCGAAGAGCACUACCCUUCGCGUAAAGGGCAGGUCGUCGAGACCGUGCUUCACUUGCUGUUUGAAGACCCUUCUUACCCAAAGUCUGAUCCAAAGGGGAAGCGAAAGCUCUCUGAAAUGGCGGGCAGCGCCAAUGAUGAGCAGAGAAAUACGAAGGUCAAGUUGGAUUUUGGGUGCAAGGAUCGGGAGCGCGAGGGGGGGCCGUUUUACAUUAAUAAUGCUAUGCAACAAUUGUACGCUGAUUUCCCGAGAAUACCGGUCGCGCAUGUGCGGGGGCGAUUCUUUGCGAAUAACUCGCUGUACGCUCCAACGUACCUUUCGUUACAUGAAGAAGCCAAGAAGCAGCCAUUGCCGUACAAGCUGAAGCCGGCAUGCCGGCAUGGCAAAGGCAAAGGUGUCCUGCGACAUGAUGCAGAACUUGUGAAGGAAAUGGAGUGGGUGCAGCUCCGAUUGCAGGAAGAGCCUAGUGCACAGGCAGCUGAUCAAGGGGAAGAAGACGAGGAGAACAGUAUCGAGUGUGGCUGCUGCUUCUCGAUAUACCCCUUCGAGAAGAUGAUACAAUGUCCCGAGGCACACCUCUUUUGUACAGACUGCAUCAUUUCAUAUGCGUCGACGCUGCUGGGAAGCCACGACGCACGCAUCGCGUGCAUGGAUCAGUCUGGCUGCAAGGAGCUGUUCCCUGAAUCGGAGCUACGACGAGUGCUGCCGCCUAAACUGGUCGGGUUGUAUGAUCGCGUGUGCCAACGGCGCGAUAUUGAGGCGGCGGGACUGGAGAACCUCGAGGAGUGCCCGUUCUGCGAGUACAAGUGCGUGAUCGAUAACCCACAGGAGAAGCUCUUUCGGUGCGAGAACGCGGAUUGCAUGGCGGUGACGUGCCGCGAGUGUAAGAAGGCUGACCACUUGCCGAGGAGCUGCAAAGAGGUUGAAGAGGACAAGAAGCUCGAUGUACGACAUGCCAUUGAAGAAGCUAUGACUCGCGCUUUAAUGAGGAAUUGCCCGAAAUGUUCGAAAGCUUUUAUCAAGGAACAAGGCUGUAACAAGAUGACAUGUCCCAACUGCGCAACGAUGUCAUGCUACAUAUGUCGCAAGGUCGUCACCGGUUACUAUCAUUUUAGCAAUCCUCCCCCGUACACCGGACAAGCAAAUCCAAAAAAGUGCCAGUUAUGGGAUCCCGUCGAGCAGCGACAUAGCGAGGAGGUCACCGCAGCUGCCAAGAAGGCUGUGGAGGAGUUCAAGCGGAGCCAUCCCGAGCUUACGGACGAAGAUCUGCAUGUCGACCUACCCCCUCCUCCGGUAGCUGGCCCCUCAAACGCUGCUCGGCCAGUUGCUGUCGCCGGCGCCCUGCCGAACGUCGUGCGUAAUCCGAUCGCUGCCGCGGCUCAUUAUGGACGGCAACUAGCCAACGUGUUCCUCGGCGAUCCGCUGCAGGCACCGGCGGUGGGGGGCGCUGUAUACAACCUCCACGUGAACUUCAACGCACCGCAGGUAUAUCCUGGCAUUCCUGCCAUAGGUAUGCCUGCUGUUGGCGUUGGACCCGUCAUGCCACCUCCAAUUCCCCAACCCCCACAUCCCGCGCGCCCAGCGGCGCGUGCUCCCAGGCGUGCCAGGGCUAGGAGAAGAGCGUAA